Molecule: messenger RNA, 571 nt
Organism: Durio zibethinus
Lineage: Eukaryota; Viridiplantae; Streptophyta; Magnoliopsida; Malvales; Malvaceae
Product: RNA-binding protein involved in heterochromatin assembly dri1-like
Cellular component (GO): cytoplasm
Molecular function (GO): mRNA binding
Source: RefSeq, a predicted model, not a curated record
UAGUUGCUGUUUAUCACCUGUUGAAUUUGUAAAUGUUUUUUCAGUGUAGAAGAAAACAUGAGCAGGCCAGGAGAUUGGAACUGCAGAUCAUGCCAACAUCUCAACUUCCAAAGGAGGGACUCCUGCCAACGUUGCGGGGAAUCUCGGUCUGGUGACUUUGGUAGCUACGGUGGGAGGGGUGGCUCCUCAUUUGGGUUCACCACCGGCUCUGAUGUUCGACCUGGUGACUGGUACUGCACUGCUGGAAACUGUGGCACACACAAUUUCGCCAGCCGUUCGAGCUGCUUCACAUGUGGUGCAUUCAAGGAUGACUCUGCUGGAGGCUUUGACUGUGACAUUCCACGUUCGAGAGGAUUUGGGGGUAAUCGAUCAAGUUGGAAAUCUGGCGACUGGAUAUGUACCAGGUCAGGUUGCAACGAGCACAAUUUUGCUAGCCGGAUGGAAUGUUUCAGAUGCAGCGCCCCAAGGGAUUUUAACAAUAGAACUUGAUACUAAAAACAUGCUAUCCAUUUUUGGGUACAAUUUUUUCACCUUAUUCUUCAAGAAUUCUUUCUUCUUCUUCUUCUUUUCU